AUAACAGUUGUUGAAAGUGUGUGAGUGUGUAUAAGAAGAGAGAAUAAUAACUCCAGCUAUCUUCCAUUUUGUACAUUUCCAUCCUUCUUCCUUCCUCUCCAAUGAAUGCACCAGCUCUUUCAUUACUCUUCUCUUUCUAACUCUAACCUAGUUCUUCAUUUUUCAUCAUUUUCUCUCUAUCAUCAGAUCAAAAUCUUCACCACACAAUCAAAAACCAAUUUUUAUCUCAUUUUCUAAAAUGGGUUGUGUCUGAGAUGCAAGAAAUUUGAUUCAACAUAAAAAGGAUUUCUUGAAGAUAUAUUUAGCACACCUUCAACAAGGUUCUUCUUUAACUAUGGGUAGAGGCCGAGGAAAAGGGAAGAAGCAAUCUGUUAGUGUGGAUGAUCUUGUAAGUGAUGAAGAGGAUAAAGUACCAGCUCACAGAAAACGAGGAAGACCGUUAAAGCCGGUCACAGAUGAAAACGAAGAAGUUGAAGUAACUGAAAAGAUAGAGAAAGAUGAGGAGAAUGUAAAUGGUAAUGUUUCAAACAACGACUUGAAAACGCAGGUUAUCACUGUGAAUAAAAGGAAAAGGAAGAGGACUUCACAGGUUAAAGAAAAGAUAGAACCAAUGAAAGAGGAGAAUGGCGUCCGAGCAAAGUCUAGCCCUGGUGAUUCAGUGAAGUCUACUGGAUUCCGACAAAAUGGAAGCAGGCGUAAAAGCAAGCCUCGCCGUGCUGCUGAAGCUGGUGUAGAUUGCAGGUGAGAAAGGUUUUGUGGUGAUAGUUCAAUGCCCUUGGAAUUUAUGGAACUUUGCUAUCAGAAGUCAGGGUUUAUUGAUUAUAUAAGGCUUUUAUGGUUGCUUUUGCUUAUUAUUAUUGUAACUUUCAUAUGCUUUUGCCAAAAAUUGCUUACUUUAGUUUUGAGGCUUCAUUGUAGACUAUGUUACUAUAGAGAUACUAUUGCUAAACAAAUUAUUGAAAUUUUGUUGAUAUUCUUUUAU
Molecule: messenger RNA, 982 nt
Organism: Trifolium pratense (red clover)
Lineage: Eukaryota; Viridiplantae; Streptophyta; Magnoliopsida; Fabales; Fabaceae
Exons: 2
Coding region: 335-745 (136 amino acids)
Source: RefSeq, a predicted model, not a curated record